This is a messenger RNA of Sceloporus undulatus (fence lizard), 347 nucleotides long. RefSeq names its product actin-related protein 2/3 complex subunit 5-like. The record is from RefSeq and is a predicted model, not a curated record. Gene Ontology annotation, biological process: Arp2/3 complex-mediated actin nucleation; regulation of actin filament polymerization; cell migration. Gene Ontology annotation, molecular function: actin filament binding. The transcript has 2 exons. Lineage: Eukaryota; Metazoa; Chordata; Lepidosauria; Squamata; Phrynosomatidae. Gene Ontology annotation, cellular component: Arp2/3 protein complex; actin cytoskeleton; cytoplasm. The coding region runs from base 81 to 332 and encodes 83 amino acids.
GCAAAGUGUAAAAUAUUAUCGCUCUCUUAUUCUGAUGCUGGGCAAGAUUGUGUUGUCCUUAACUGCUCUUUACAGGUAAUAUGAUGGCUGCAUUACAGGCAGCUCUGAAGAACCCUCCAAUCAACACCAAGAGUCAAGCUAUAAAGGAUCGUGCAGAAAGUAUUGUCCUGAAGGUUCUCAUCUCUUUCAAAGCCAGUGAUAUCGAAAAGGCAGUACAGUCUUUGGAUAAGAAUGGAGUUGAUCUUUUAAUGAAAUAUAUCUAUAAGGGCUUUGAAAGCCCCUCUGACAACAGCAGUGCUGUCUUACUGCAGUGGCAUGAAAAGGUAUGGUAGUAAGGAUGACAGUCC